CUCGCUCUUUCUUCUGCCCCAUUCCCCCGUAGCUCAGCUCGAGCCCUCGGCUUGCGCCUCUGUCGCUGCCAGUAAGCACCCGCACCAGGAGCCCAUCCAAGAUAGACACCAUGGACGUUGCCAUCCAGCUCCCGUGGUUCCGCCGUGCUCUGAGCCCCUUUUUCCCCCCCCGCCUCUUUGACCAGUUCUUUACCGAGGGCAUCUUUGACUACGACUUCUUCCCAUUCUCUUCCUCCACCAUCAGUCCCUACUACAGACAUUCGCUGUUCCGCAGCUUCCUGGACUCCUCCAGUUCUGGCAUCUCUGAGGUGAGGUCUGACAGGGACAAGUUCACGGUCCACCUGGAUGUGAAGCACUUCUCCCCUGAUGAGCUCAGCGUUAAGGUUCUGGACGACUGCGUGGAGAUCCACGGCAAACAUGGAGAGAGGCAGGAUGAUCACGGGUUUAUUGCCCGUGAGUUUCAUCGCCGCUACCGCCUUCCUCCAAAUGUGGACCAGACAGCCAUCACCUGCACACUGUCUUACGAUGGGCUCCUGACCCUCUGCGUGCCCAGGGUUUCCUCGGCAACAGACUCCAACCGCGGCGACCGCAGCAUCCCCAUCACCCGUGAGGACAAGCCCAACUCGGCUGCCUCCUCUUAGGUGGACGUGGCCCAGAAGCCAAAGGGAGGGGCACAGGUGCUGAGGGCAAAGGCAGUGACAGAUGUGUGUGCAGGUACACCUUUACCACAUCAAUCAUUCCUCGUCCCCUGACGCCAAGAGCCAUUCAUAGAUGUCAGCGCAUGUCUAGCUUCUUAUGUUCUCUUUUUAGCAAUAGUCAUUACUAUUAAUACAUCAUUAAUCAUCAGAGUCAUCGUCAUUAU
Scleropages formosus (Asian bonytongue) is the source of this 862-nucleotide messenger RNA. Its product is annotated as alpha-crystallin A chain-like. Gene Ontology annotation, biological process: negative regulation of apoptotic process; protein refolding; response to heat. Bases 111 to 641 code for a protein of 176 amino acids. The transcript is spliced from 3 exons. Gene Ontology annotation, molecular function: structural constituent of eye lens. The record is from RefSeq and is a predicted model, not a curated record. NCBI's taxonomy places the organism in Eukaryota, Metazoa, Chordata, Actinopteri, Osteoglossiformes, Osteoglossidae. Gene Ontology annotation, cellular component: nucleus; cytoplasm.